Molecule: messenger RNA, 1031 nt
Organism: Musa acuminata AAA Group (dessert banana)
Lineage: Eukaryota; Viridiplantae; Streptophyta; Magnoliopsida; Zingiberales; Musaceae
Exons: 7
Coding region: 52-804 (250 amino acids)
Molecular function (GO): protein binding
Source: RefSeq, a predicted model, not a curated record
CCCGCUUCUCAAUCUCGUCCGUCGCGCGCGUCUUGAUCAGGUCAGCAAGAGAUGCGAAGUCUGUGCGUCGGACGCCAUCGGUUCCUGCUAAGAACGCCCGCUUCCCUCCUCCCCAUCCUCCGCAGGAGAUCUAGACCCAGCCGCGCAGCUGCAGUGAUGGUGACGCUGGUGGCGACCACUGCCGACCCGGCCUCCGUCGGUUCCGUCUCUGCCUUCCUCGCCAUGCCCGGAUGGAACCCCGGCCCUUCCGUCGCCGCCGGGAUGGAGCGUUUCGCGAACGGGGCGGUGCGCCUGCUGAAACACCACCGGGGCAUCGUCGAGGAGGACGACCUGGACCGCCGCUGGGAGGUGGCCACCGGCGAGCACGUCCACCUGUCUAGUAAUAUUAGAACUAGACAGCAGGCUGCUAGAUAUGAUGACUUGGAAGAUUUGGUAAGCAUACUUUCGGUGGGCAUUUCUCCUAAUUCCAGAGAUUCUCAAGGAAGAACAGCUCUUCAUAUGGCCGCUGCUAAUGGGCAUCUUGAAAUUGUCGAAUAUCUUAUUCAGAACGGAGCAGAUGCCUCCAUGAAGCAGGAUUUGAAUGCUUUGAACUCUGAAAAGAAUUCACCACUUCAUUGGGCUUGCCUCAAUGGACACAUAGAGGUAGUCAAACUUUUGAUCCAGGGGGGAGCUAGCGUAAGUUUGCUAAACAGCCAUGAGAGGACUCCAAUGGAUGAAGCUGUGAGCAGAGGAAAGAUGGAUGUGAUCAAUGCAAUCAAUAUGACGGUAGCCCAACUCGAACUUGAUGAUGUUAAUAUAUCUUAGCACACGAGCUAUACUACAAAAACUUCCUAAAACUAGUUUCAUAAUGCAAGAAACUAGUUGCUUGCACGAGUCAGGAGUUUCUUCUUAUGACAAAUGCAUCAUGUGAAUGAUCUUUAUCUUGUUUCGCCUCACUAUUAAACGAGUUAAUAUGUUUCAUUAUAAAAUCUUUGAUGUGAUUGAUAAGCAUGAAUUAUCAAGACAUUGAGUUCAAGCGAACCUUGAUCUGA